AUGGCUGCCGUAACGCCUCUUAUUCUUCUUACACUUGUCUUUCUUCAAGUUUUGUUAGUUUUUGCAAACGUUAAUCUGAGUUCAACACUCACCACUCAUGAUAAUGAUGCGUGGCUAUCACCUUCGGGUGACUUUGGUUUCGGGUUUCGCCAGCUUAACGACACAAGUACAAACCUCUUCAUGGUUUCCAUCUGGUAUAACAAAACACCCGACAAGACCGUUGUUUGGAAUGCAAAAGCAGAUGGUGAUGUUGUAAAAGCACCAACAGGAUCACAGAUUCAGCUCACAUCAAAAGGGCUCACGCUCACAAUUCCUAACGGGAAAUCCAUAUGGACGGCACAACCAAACGCCCUUGUUUCCCACGGAGCUAUGCUUGACACUGGCAACUUUGUUCUCUUGAACGACAAUUCUACUAAUGUGUGGGAAAGUUUCAAGAAUCCCACAGACACGUUGUUGCCUGACCAAUCUCUGGAGAGAGAUGGCAAGCUAACUUCUCGAUUCACAGAGACCAAUUACACAAGAGGAAGGUUCCAACUUUAUUUUCAGGAUGGUGAUGUCUUUCUGAGCCCCCUUGCUUGGCCUACUGAUUUUCGUUAUGACUCUUAUUAUAAAAUUGAUGCCGCUGCCUCUGCUUCACGAUUAGUAUUCAAUGAAUCGGGGGAUAUUUAUGUAGAGACAACAAAUGGGACUAGAAUACAACAUCGAGGUCAACAAUGGUUUAACAUAACUCUCGAUCCUAAUGUGUAUUACUACAGAGCGACACUUGAUUUCCAUGGAGUUUUCACCCAUUAUGCUUAUCCAAGGAGCUCCAGUGCUGAACAAGGCUGGACAAUUUUGAGGUAUGUUCCUUAUAACAUAUGCAUUGCAAUAUUUAAUGACAUGGGUAGCGGUUGCUGUGGCUAUAAUAGCUAUUGCUCAAAGGAAAAUCAGAGGCCUACUUGCAAAUGUCCUGAUGGGUAUUCGCUAAUAGAUCCUAGUAAUCAAUUUGGUGGAUGCCAACCCAAUUUCAAACUUGGUUGUGGAGCAGAUAAUGAUGGAGGAGGAGGAUCGCAAGCACAGCCAGAAGAGCUAUAUAAUAUUACUAUUCUUAGAUAUGUGGAUUGGCCUCUAUCAGAUUAUGAAAAGUUACAACCUUCCUCUCAACAGGACUGCCAACAAUCUUGCUUGCACGAUUGCAUGUGUGCUGUUGCCAUUUUUAGGGAUCAAACAUGUUGGAAAAAAAGAUUGCCUCUCUCUAAUGGAAGAUCAAACAGUGGCAGUCACUUGGUCCUUAUGAAAACAAGAAUUGCUCCUUUGGGUAACCUUGGUCCUGCCAAUAGUCCUAACCCAAAGAAAGAAGAUCCAGCUAAGCCAGUUCUUGGUUUACUUAUUGGCUCCGUUGUCAGCAACAGUCUACUCCUGGCUACUGUUGUUUUGAUUCUUCUCUUGAAGCCCAGAAGGAUUGUCCAAGCUUCAAGUAAUUUGGAAUCGAGUUUACAUUCAUUUACUUAUGAAGCAUUGAAAGAAGCCACAUGGGAUUUUAAGGAAGAACUAGGCAGGGGUUCCUUUGGCAUUGUUUACAAAGGCAAACUAGAAGCGGCGUCUUACAAUGUGGUUGCCGUCAAGAAAUUGGACAGAUUGGCACAAGAACAAGAGAAGGAAUUUAAGACCGAGUUAAGUGCUAUUGGUAAAACCUGCCACAAAAAUCUGGUACGAUUGAUUGGAUUUUGUGACGCGGGACUCCAUAGGCUAAUUGUCUACGAGUUUAUGAGCAAUGGUUCUCUUGCAAAUAUCCUAUUUGGACAACCCAAACCCAUUUGGAAUCUAAGGGUUAAGUUUGCAUUGGAUAUUGCAAGAGGGUUGGUGUACUUACACGAAGAGUGUGACACUCCCAUCAUUCAUUGCGAUAUUAAACCUCAAAAUAUACUCAUAGAUGAACAUUUCACUGCAAAGAUCUCUGACUUUGGGUUGGCCAAGUUGUUGUUGUCCGACCAAAGUAGAACCAAUACCGUGAUCCGAGGAACUCGAGGAUAUGUGGCUCCUGAAUGGUUCAAGUAUGUUCCUGUUAAAGUGGAUGUUUACAGCUUUGGUGUCAUGUUGUUGGAAAUCAUUUGCUGCAGAAAAAGUGUGCAGCUGAUGGACUCCGGGGAGGAAGAGAGAGCAAUAUUAACAGAUUGGGCUUAUGAUUGCUAUAUAGAAAAAAAAAUAGAUGCUCUAGUGGAGAAUGAUCAUGAGGCAUUGGCUGACAUUGGCAGGUUACUGAAUUGGGUAAAGAUAGCAAUUUGGUGCAUUCAAGAGCAUCAUGAAAGGAGACCAACAAUGGGAAAGGUCAUGCAAAUGCUACAAGGUUUGGUUGAAGUUACUAACCCACCAUCGCCUUCUUCCUUCACUUCAAUUUCUUGACUGCCAUCCAGCCCAGAAAAUUGGGGGAGAAAAGGUAGCCCUGACAUGGUUGUGUAUACCAUUUCCCAAGCGAAUUUUCCACAAAUUUCAUGUUAUGACUUAUUUCUUAUUGUAUACUUUCUACAUAAUGAAUAUCCUUAUGCUCCAAUAUAAUUA
This is a messenger RNA of Gastrolobium bilobum, 2538 nucleotides long. Its product is annotated as G-type lectin S-receptor-like serine/threonine-protein kinase LECRK3. Gene Ontology annotation, molecular function: protein serine/threonine kinase activity; ATP binding. Lineage: Eukaryota; Viridiplantae; Streptophyta; Magnoliopsida; Fabales; Fabaceae. The record is from RefSeq and is a predicted model, not a curated record. The coding region runs from base 1 to 2382 and encodes 793 amino acids. The transcript has a single exon. Gene Ontology annotation, biological process: protein phosphorylation.